AUGGCUCGCCUGGGCUGCCAGGAGCCUGCCAUCAGAUGCCGUGCCUUCCACAUCCUGAUCUGGACAGUGUGGCACGCGGCCAACUGCAGUUCCGUCAAGCUCAGCACCUCAUUCCCGAGGGUCCGGGUGAAGGGACGAGUGCUGGUCCCUGGGAAGGGCCUGGCCGCCGUCCUGAGGACACUGCCCAUGUUCCAUGACGAGGAACAUGCUCGGGCCCGGGGCCUCCCUGAGGACACCCUGGUGCUGCCGCCAGCCAGUCCCAACCAGAGGGUCAUAUACACGGUGCUGGAGUGCCAGCCCCUCUUCGACUCCAGUGACAUGACCAUCACCGAGUGGGUCCAGAUUGCCCAGACCAUUGAGAGACACUACGAGCAGUACCACGGCUUCGUGGUCAUCCACGGCACCGACACCAUGGCCUUCGCCGCCUCUGUGCUUGCUUUCGUGCUGGAAAACCUGCAGAAGACCGUCAUCCUCACGGGUGCCCAGGUGCCCAUCCACGCGCUGUGGAAUGACGGCCGGGAGAACCUGCUGGGGGCGCUGCUCAUGGCCGGCCAGUACGUGAUCCCUGAGGUCUGUUUGUUCUUCCAGAACCAGCUGUUUCGGGGCACCCGGGUGACCAAGGUGGACACGCGCAGGUUUGCCGCCUUCUGCUCCCCCAACCUGCCGCCUCUGGCUGUCGUGGGCGCUGACGUCACAAUCAACCGGGAGCUGGUGCGAAAGGUCCGAGGGAAGGACCAGCUUGUGGUGCACAGCAGCAUGGAGUGUGAUGUGGGCCUGCUGCGCCUCUACCCUGGAAUCCCCGCCACCCUGGUCCGGGCCUUCCUGCAGCCCCCCCUAAAGGGCGUGGUCAUGGAGACCUUCGGUUCGGGGAACGGGCCCACCAAGCCAGACCUGCUGAGGGAGCUGCAGGCAGCGGCCGCCCGAGGUCUCCUCAUCCUCAACUGCACCCACUGUCUGCAGGGCACCGUGACCUCGGACUACGCGGCGGGCAUGGCCGCGGCGGGAGCGGGCAUCGUCUCCGGCUUCGACAUGACGUCCGAGGCCGCUCUGGCCAAGCUGUCCUAUGUGCUGGGCCAGCCCGGGCUGAGCCUGGACGACAGGAAGGAGCUGCUGACCAGGGACCUCCGGGGGGAGAUGACGCUGCCAGAGGUGGAGAUGGACGAGCGCCGGCCCUCCCUUCAGAGCAGCACUCGGGGACUUGGGGUGGCCCAGCUCCUCAGCCUGAGCCAGGAGACAGAUGCUGUUCGAGACGCCCUGGCCCCCAGCCUGGCCUGUGCCGCGGCCCACGCCGGCGACCUGGAGGCCCUGAAGGCCCUUGCAGAACAGGGCAGUGACCUGAGCAGGGAGGACUUCAGUGGUCAAACUCCACUGCAUGUGGCCUCCCGGAAGGGCCAUGCCGGGGUGGUUACCCUGCUGCUGCAGAGAGGGAUGGACCCAAACGCUCGCAACGAGGAUGGCCUCAGCCCACUGCUGCUGGCCGUGAGGGGCAGGCACCAGAGUGUCAUCAGGCUCCUCCGGGCAGCUGGGGCCUGCCUGUCCCCCCAGGAGCUGGAGGAGGCUGGGACAGAGCUGUGCAGGCUAGCCUCCAGGGCGGACAGUGAAGGUCUGCGGGCGUGGUGGCAGGCGGGGGCCGACCUGGGGCAGCCAGGCUAUGACGGGCGCAGUGCUCUGCUCAUUGCAGAGGCCACUGGGAACCUGGAGGUGGUGACUCUUCUGCAGAGUCUCCAGGGUGGGGCUGGUGUCCUGGACCCAGGUCCGCCGCCACUACCACAGCACUGGAAGGCCCCAGCCACAGCCAAGAAGGUCCUCGAGCCCGGAGGGCGCCUGGGCUUGUCUGUUGGCCCCGGGGCUCAGGAGACCUCUCAUUUCAGGAAGUGCUGCCUGGUGUCUAACCUGAAGCUGUCUUGCUGCGACAUCGGCCAUUCCUUCCUGUUUGUGACCUGCUGGAGGGACUGUGGGCACCAUGGCUUUGACUGA
Messenger RNA from Miniopterus natalensis, 1977 nucleotides. The record is from RefSeq and is a predicted model, not a curated record. Lineage: Eukaryota; Metazoa; Chordata; Mammalia; Chiroptera; Miniopteridae.